GAUUUCCAUAGUUCCUUCCUUCUCCUCAAGCAUUUACCGUAGUCCAAGCACCCCGUCCCAAACCUGAAGACUUAGGAAAAAGUAACUAGGACAAUUGCUUGCACAGUUUGUCAAUAUUUACGACUUGUAAUAUUGUGCUGUAUUUGCAUUCUUGUCAGAAUGAACAAUUCUGACAUCCGAAGCUUUUUUGGCGGAGGAAACAAGCCAAAAAAACAAGCUGCAGCUCCUCAAACAGAUUCCUCUAGCGUGAAUUCUUCACAAAAGAAGAAACGCAUUGUCCUUUCUGACGAUGAAUCUACAGACGUCGAUUCUCAACCAGCUUCCAAUGGUUCCACAAAGGAAGUUAGUCCAUCAACUCAAAAAAGACAAAAAGUAAAUGUUGCCCCGUCGGCAACAAAGUCUCAAGCUACGUCGGAUGAAAAGCCCAAUAUUUCUGUGGAGGACUCUUCUGAUGUUCUUGCCGAUGAUCAUCCAAUGUCUUCGCCAGUAGUAUCUAUACCAAGAACGUCCUCGCAAAAAAUAAAGGCUCCUUCUGCACGGUCGGAAUCUUCUAAAGAAGUAAAGGAAGAAGAUGACGAGCUUCCAUCAGCCCCAGCAACGAAACGAAUUCGUCGCACCCUUCCUCCUAGUAUUUCUGAAACCCCAGAAGUUUCAAAACCUGCGGCCACGCCUGCCCCAAAAAGGUCGAAUGUAAAGCUUAAAAAUCUCCCUAGAUUCUCUCCUGAGGCUACAAAAGUUAUGCAGUCCGUGCCUUUGAUUGACAUAGAUUCUAUUGGUGUUAUGGCUCCUGGCGGUUUUUAUGAUCGAGCAGAUACGACACAAGCUCCAGGAUCUAAGCAAGUUCCUAUUGGAAACGAUAAUUGCCUUUCAGGUCUAAGCUUUGUUAUUACGGGUAUUCUAGAAACGUUGACCCGUCAAGAAGCAACCGAUUUAGUAAAGCAGUACGGCGGAAAAGUGACCGGUUCUCCUUCAAACAAAACAGAUUUUAUUCUUUUGGGCGAAAAUGCCGGUCCUCGAAAAGUUGAAACCAUCAAGCAUCAUAAAAUUCCCGCGAUUAAUGAGGAUGGUCUUUUUUAUCUGCUAAAGAAUCUUCCCCCAUUAGGUGGUUCUGGAGCAGCUGCUCAAGCUGCUCAAGCAAAGCGUGAACAAGAAGACGCCAAAAUUCGUGAAACUGCGGCUAGGCUUGCACCAGAAGCCCCUGCUCAAAAAGUACAGCCUAGUAAUCAGUUAUGGACGACAAAGUACGCUCCUACUUCUUUGAAGGAUAUUUGUGGUAAUAAAGGUAUUGUACUCAAGUUGCAAAAGUGGCUGCAGGACUGGCCCAAGAACUUGAAGUCUAAUUUUCGUAAACCCGGUCCUGAUGGUUUAGGUUUGUAUAAAGCUGUGUUGUUAUCAGGACCUCCAGGAAUUGGUAAAACAACUGCAGCACAUUUAGUAGCUAAUUUGGAGGGAUUUGAUAUUUUGGAAUUUAAUGCCAGUGAUACCCGAAGCAAGCGUCUUUUAGAUGAGCAAUUGCUAGGUGUAACUGAUAGCCGUUCCCUUGCCGGUUAUUUUUCUUCCGCGCAUGUACCAGUUGAUCAAUCCAAAUCUCGCUUGGUUUUAAUCAUGGAUGAAAUUGAUGGCAUGUCUUCUGGUGAUCGCGGUGGUGUGGGUCAACUGAAUGUCCUUAUUAAAAAUACCAAAGUUCCCAUUAUUUGUGUGUGCAAUGAUAGGUCACAUCCGAAAUUGAAACCUCUGGAUCGAACGACUUUUGACUUGCGUUUUCGACGUCCGGAUGCUAAUUCAUUGCGCUCCAGGAUUAUGUCGAUAGCAUACCGUGAGGGACUAAAGUUGUCGCCUCAAGCGGUGGAUAUGCUUGUUCAAGGGACAUCGUCUGAUAUGCGUCAAAUUGUCAAUUUGUUGUCCACUUGGAAGUUAGGAAGCAAGGAGAUGAACGUCCAAAAUAGUCAGUCAGCUGUAAAACAAGCUGAGAAACACAUUGUGAUGAAGCCUUGGGAUAUCUGCAGUCGAUAUUUGCAUGGCGGUUUAUAUCAUCCUUCAAGCAAAGCUACGAUUAAUGAUAAAUUGGAAUUGUACUUUAAUGAUCAUGAAUUUUCUUAUUUAAUGGUACAAGAGAAUUAUUUGAACACAACCCCUGAUCGAACACGACAGGAGCCACCAAAGAUGGCAAACUUGAAACAUCUAGAAUUGAUUUCUAAAGCCGCAGAAUCUUUUUCUGACUCCGAUCUUGUCGAUAGCAUGAUUCAUGGUUCUCAGCAGCAUUGGUCAUUGAUGCCAACACAUGCUUUGCUAUCAUGUGUAAGGCCAGCGUCAUUUGUUGCUGGAUCUGGUUCCAGACAAAUCAAAUUUACUUCUUGGUUAGGAAAUAACUCCAAAACGAACAAGCUUUACAGAGUGCUUCGUGAAAUUCAGCUUCACAUGCGACUAAAGGUGUCUGCCAAUUCUUUGGAAGUUCGACAACACUAUAUUCCUAUAUUGUACGAAUCAUUAUCAAUGCGUUUAGCUAGAGAACAAGCAGAUGCCAUUCCCGAUAUUAUCCAAUUAAUGGAUGAGUACUUCUUGAAUCGUGAUGACUUCGACGCAAUUAUGGAAGUUGUCUUGCCUGCCGAUGUUGGUGAACAAUUAAUGAAAGGAAUACCUACUACUGUCAAGUCUGCGUUUACACGAAAAUACAACUCUACAAAUCACCCAGUUGCUUUUAUCGGUUCGAGCGAUGUUCUUCCCAUGAAAGGAUCGCGUGCUCCAGAAGUGCCGGACGUGGAAGAUGCUCUUGAAGCUGAGGACGAAGUUGUCGAAGCUGAAAGUGAAAAAGAAGAAGAUGAUACUGAUUUGAGUAAGGACAAAUUUAUUUCUGUUCCGAAAAAGCCGACGAAGGCAACAAGGAAGCCCAAGGCGGAUGCGGGAUCGUCUUCCUCGGCGCCCAGUCGUCGAGGCAGAAAGAAAACAACAUAACAUAAUAGAAGAACAUUCACUUUUCAAAAUUAAAAUAUUUUAGGUUUCAAAUGCAUAUCAAUUCGUUUAUGAUGGUUAGCGGUAGACAGGUUUCGUUUCAUACAAUCGAAUAAGAGAAUAAGAGCAUAAAGCUACGUAUGUACGUGUUGUGCUGUCGGUAUUGCUUUGCGUUCCAUAUGUUCUUAAUUCUUUGAUAUGUAUCUCUUUUAUAUGCAAAAAACAAUGCAGCAAGCGUAAUUUGAUUCAUAAUCCACUGCUGUUACAGAGUUAUUCUCAAUGAUUUUUGUUUAUUAAGAAGCUUCAUGCUACAUUGAUUACUUACGAAUACCGAUACUUUACAUACUUUGAUAUCUGAUUAAAUAUGUCACCCAAAUCGGACUGAUCAAAGACUUACAAUGACUUAAUUUCGCAAAAUGUACAUGUAUAUGCCUUUCGUCGCAUAGUUAAUUCAAUUUCGACAACAAAGCAUUAUUCCUUUACGGAAGAAAAAAAAAAAAUAAAAAAAUAGUAUCCAACCCUUUAUAGUAUGAUAUUCAUAAAAUAUCGUACUAUACUUUUACUUGCUCCUUACUAUACCGUAAUAAAUAAACAAACGAUGAAAGCAAUAAAACGAA
Schizosaccharomyces octosporus yFS286 is the source of this 3566-nucleotide messenger RNA. RefSeq names its product DNA replication factor C complex subunit Rfc1. The record is from RefSeq and is a predicted model, not a curated record. Lineage: Eukaryota; Fungi; Ascomycota; Schizosaccharomycetes; Schizosaccharomycetales; Schizosaccharomycetaceae. Gene Ontology annotation, molecular function: ATP hydrolysis activity; DNA clamp loader activity; ATP binding. The transcript has 4 exons. Gene Ontology annotation, cellular component: DNA replication factor C complex; nucleus. Bases 160 to 2952 code for a protein of 930 amino acids. Gene Ontology annotation, biological process: DNA repair; DNA replication.